Messenger RNA from Carica papaya (papaya), 1433 nucleotides. The record is from RefSeq and is a predicted model, not a curated record. Lineage: Eukaryota; Viridiplantae; Streptophyta; Magnoliopsida; Brassicales; Caricaceae.
CAAUAUCUCCCACAAUGAUAUUUUAAUUUUGACGCAUAAAAUAUUCAGUUUACAGAAAAGAAGAAAAAACACAAAGGGAUUAUCAGAGAAAGUUGGGGACCUUGAGAUUUAGAGUCUCUAUUUCCACAUUGAACUAUCGGCAUCGAGCUUUCAGGAUUUCUUUUGUGGAAACCGCAGCAGUUGGCAUUUGCCUUCUCUCUCUUCUUUGGGUCUAACAUGAGCUUUACCGGUCCUUCGGUUGGUUCUGGUGGUAGAAGUGUCAGAAGAGCAUUUGAAUUUGGAAGAACCCAUGUUGUUAGGCCCAAGGGUAAACAUCAAGCCACAGUGGUUUGGUUACAUGGCCUUGGUGAUAAUGGCUCUAGGUAGUCAUCAAUCAGACUACUCUUCUGGCUAGGCCUUCCUUUUUUUUCCCUAGUGAUGCCUGCUCUUUAUUCUUUUGGGAGAAACAUAGUUCUGCCUUCUCACUGUGGAAAGGAGAGAAAGAAAAUUAAAUGGAUAUGUCCAACUGCUCCUACUCAACCAAUAAGUUUAUUUGGUGGCUUCCCAUCCACAGCUUGGUUUGAUGUGGGAGAUCUUUCUGAAGAUGCUCCAGAUGAUAUAGAGGGUUUGGAUGCUGCAGCAGCACAUGUUGCAAACUUGUUAUCAACAGAGCCUGCUGACAUUAAACUGGCUGUUGGGGGCUUCAGUAUGGGUGCAGCAACUUCCCUUUACUCUGCAACCUGCUUUGCCCAAGGAAAAUAUGGGAACGGCAAUUCAUACCCUUCCAACUUAAGUGCAGUUGUAGGCCUUAGUGGCUGGCUUCCUUGUUCCAAGAUCUUGAGUAACAAAAUAGGACAGGAAGACGCUGCAAGUCGUGCUGCAUCCUUGCCCAUUUUACUGUGUCAUGGAAAAGGUGACGAUGUGGUGUCAUAUAAAUUUGGUGAGAAAUCAUCUCGAGCAUUGAGUUCAAAUGGAUUUAAGGAUGUAACAUUCAGAUCCUAUAGUGGGCUUGGGCAUUAUACAAUCCCGGAAGAGAUGGAUGAGGUGUGCGCUUGGCUAACUUCAAAAUUGGGGCUUGACGGUUGCAGUUCAUAAUUACAGUCCAUAUCCAGAUCUGGAAAAAAACUGAUAAAAAAGUAAAAGUACAGUGGUGGGGGCGGAAAAGUUAUUCACUUGGAGACAAAACUCUUGGGUGCAAAAUACAUGUUAUAGCAAGAUUGGCUUUUGCAUGACAUAUUUGUUCUUACGUCUUCUAUCGUUUUAACUGGUAAAAGCACUGUUGGUGAAUUAUAAGAACGUUUGUGAAUGUUUGAUUGAUCUCAAUCCGUACUAGUCAGCCAUCUGGGCUCAUUGCUUCAUUUUUUUUUUUCCUUAAAUGUCCUCUGUCCCCAGGAUUAUUCCUUAUCUAUUUUGGAUUAAGAUCAAGAGAAUUCUGAGGAUUUUUAAAUCUGCAA